UGUGCCACCCCAUCGGGUUCAAAACAUUGCCACUCCUUGGGGACCAAAUUGGACACAUCAGGAGGUGACAUCACAACAUCCUGUCCCAAAAGGGAACUGAAAGCAGCUCUCUCACCACCUGUUGACCCCACUGCAGUCUCGCUGUCCCCAGGCUGAUCCUGCCUCAUGGCACCAGUGGCGCUGGCCCUCAUCCUGGGUUGGUGUCUGGUGGCAGCCAGCAGAGCUCAGCACGUGCCCCAACCCUCUCUGUCACUGCACCCCAGGCAGGGGGUGUCCCUGGGGGACACUGUCACCCUGCGAUGCCACCUGCCCCGGAUGGCUGCCUGGGUCUGGCUGUACCAGGACAGAGGUUGGACACACAACAAGUACAAGGACAAGGAGCAGGACGUGGGUGAGUUCUCCUUCAUUAGCACAAGUCGGGAACAUGCAGGGACGUAUCGGUGCCAGUACCACGUGUCAGAGCCAUUGGGGAUAUCAGAGCAGAGUGAUCCUGUGGAGCUGGUGGUGACAGAUCACAGCUACCCCCCACCCAGCAUUUCCAUCAGCCCUAAGGAAGGGGUGGGGAUGGGGACAAAUGUCACCAUCCGCUGCUGGAACAGGGAUGAUGGGGUCACCUUCUUCCUGCACAAGGAUGGGCUUUUGUCCCCUACCCAGCAUCAGGACCUCGAUGGUGGGGGCACAGCCACUUUCAUCAUCUUUGGGGUGACCCCAGCUGAUGCUGGCACCUAUAGGUGCUCCUACCGACCCUGGGCUCACCCCUUUGUGUCCUCACCCCUUGGGGACAGUGUGACACUGCAGCUGACUCCCACACCUGCUCCCCCAGGUGCCAAUGGAGAAUCCUGUGGGAUCCUGGCUGUGGCAGUGGCAGGGGGCUGUGUCACCGCCCUCACCUUCAGCCUCGUCCUUAUCAUCUUCUUCCUCCUUGCUGCCCACAGACGUCAGACAUGGAGAACUGUGAACCCAGAGGCUGCGGGCAUCAAGCACGAAGUAGAGGCCCAGGCAGAAGACGAAGACAGCAGCACAGCCCCUCACCACCGCCACCACCAGGUUCCCACGGGAUGGCCCCUUGGCACCUGUGGGGUCAGGGUGUUUGGGUGUCACCAUCACGGAGCUGGGAUUCAGAGACAGUGCCACCCACGAGUGACACUGGGGGUAGACAAAUUGAGGUCUCAGACCUAAAAUGGGUUGCAGGUAUGCGUGUCACCUGCA
Numida meleagris (helmeted guineafowl) is the source of this 1209-nucleotide messenger RNA. RefSeq names its product T-cell-interacting, activating receptor on myeloid cells protein 1-like. Bases 166 to 1179 code for a protein of 337 amino acids. The record is from RefSeq and is a predicted model, not a curated record. Lineage: Eukaryota; Metazoa; Chordata; Aves; Galliformes; Numididae. The transcript is spliced from 6 exons.